GAAAAAACAUGAUUUCUGAGAAGUUAUCUGUUUUUACAAAUGAACUCUUCAUAUAUACACUGUUUCUAUUUUGGUAUCCGACGCUUAUGAAAACACGAUAAUUGAUAUAAAUUUGUAAAAGGAACACGAACUGAGCAUGGGCUGUUUUACAUCGGGCUUGGUGAGUAUUCACGCAAAUACAGUCGCAACAUAAACGGAGAGAAAACCGGAUGUCAAUAUAUUGUAUCCCUGCAUUGUGUGACAGCAGUCUAUACUUCUUUCUGUCUGCAUUGACAAAUUGCAUAGACAGACAGUACUUGAAUGUGUGGCAGUCUGUAAUGUCAUUUUUCAUAAUUGAGUAUAAAGCUGAUUACCAACAAAACGUUUAGAUUUAGAAAUCAUAAAUCAAAUGCAUAAAAUCAAAAUGUACUCUUUGUUGUAUAUCCUACUUUCUUAGAAGAGAAUUAUGAUUAGUUGUUGAUUUCUUCCUCGGGUGUUUUUAUGGAUGAUGGGUUCUGGAGCUCGGAGCCCUUCCCCGGACAGCACGUCAAUCACGCAUUACUAUACUCGCCAAAUACGCAUUACCUUACUCGUGCUAAGUAGCCUAUAUGUAAAUGUAAACUCGUGAAAUGGUUGUUUAAUGACAAUCGCAUAGCGCAAAUCAGUGAGUAUCUCAGUAAGACCUGUACAUGCAGAUGUUCAGUGUAAUGAAGGCACUGAGAGAUUCAGAGACAGACUGAAAUCAGACCGGAUCUCUGACCAUCAGAAACAUCAGAACCACAGACUUUGGAUUUUAUAAACUACAGAUCAACAGCAGCAGCAUCAUCAGUGAAAAGAUCUUUAGGAUCACUGUCCAGGAUGUCCCUGGUCACAAGCACAUGCAGACCACUGCAGACAAGUCAGUGAAGGAGGGAGAAUAUAGAUCCUGGUGUAAUGAAAAACCCCAACAAUUUGAUGAUGUGGUACUUCAAUGACACUCUCAUAGCAAAAAUCAAUGGUGAUCCCAGUAGGAUCUGUACAGAUGAUCAAUGUGAAGAUGCUGAUGUUAGAUUCAGAGACAGACUGAAGCUGGAUCAUCAGACUGGAUCUCUGACCAUCAUGAACACCAGAACCACAGACUCUGGACUUUAUCAUCUUGAGAUCAUCAGCAACAGCAGCAGCAUCCGUCGGCGCCACAUUAUCAGCAUUGUGAGUCAAAAGGGCUUCAGUGUUCCCAUCACUGAUGCAGCAGAUCCCGAAUGCAGCUACAAUCAUCAGAGAUCCAGCAGAAGCAGCAGAAGUCAACAUGUGAUGUGAAGUAGACUUUUCAUCCAGUGCUGUAAUCAUAAAGAAGUGAAUGCAUCAGUCUGAUCUACUAAAAAAUACAGAGACCAGGAGUGACUCACAGCUCAGACUAUCAAAUCUGACAAAGGAACGAGUAUGCCAGUAAUGGGGUGAGAGAGUUCUCUGAGAGAGGAGAGGCUUGGACCCUGAUAAAGGAAGUGGAGGCAGCUGGGGAACAGAUCCAGAGCGUCUAUGGCCUCUUCUCGGCACCAGCUGUGGUUGGAGGAACCGGCCAGGCAAUCACAGAAUUUGAGGCCUAUGCAAGACACUCUUUACUGUCCUUCAUUGUCCGCAUUGUGCCAAGUCCUGACUGGUUUGUUUGAAUAGGCAGUCUAAACUUGUGCGAGGGUGAUAACUUGAUAGAAAACAUAAGCCUAGAUCUCUACCCCUACGAUGCCGGCACAGACAGUGGUUUCACCUUCUCCUGACCAAACUUUGAGACCAUUCCUCAAGACAAGAUCACUCAGAUGCAUCUGGUGCUGAUACAGACGAAGUGUCAGUGAUGGAGGGAGAUUCAGUCACUCUAAACACUGAUGUUGAAACAAACCAUGAAGACAGAAUUAUGUGGUAUUUUAAUGACAGUCGUAUCGCUCAGAUCAUUGGAAAUCAAAGUAAGAUCUGUACAGAUGCUGAGUGUCCUGAGAGAUUCAGAGACAGUCUGAAGCUGGAUCAUCAGACUGCAUCUCUGACCAUCACAAACAUCAACACCACAGACUCUGGAGCUUAUCAUCUGCAGAUCAACAACCGCAACCAUGAAAAGAUGUUCAAUGUUGCUGUUCAUGAUGCUCCUGCCACUGUUCGAGAUGAAAUGAAGUCAGUGCAGGAGGGAGAAUCUGUUACUUUAGAUCCUGGUGUAAUAAACAACCCAAAUCAUUUGGUCAUGUGGCUUUUUAAUGAAGUCCGCAUUGCUGAAAUUAACGGAGAUCCCAGUAAGACCUGCACAGAUGUUCAGUGUAAGGAUGCUGAUGGGAGCUUCAGAGACAGACUGGAGGUUAAUCAGACCGGAUCUCUGACCAUCAUGAACACCAGAACCACAGACUCUGGAGUUUAUAAAGUACAGAUCAUCAGCAGCAGAAUCAGCUUCAGUAUUAGAAGGAUUAGGAGCUUCAGUGUUACUGUCACUGGUUCAGGUCUAUCUUCAGCUGCUGUAGCAGGAGUAUGCGCUGCUGUAGUUAUUCUGCUCGUGGCUGCAGCUGCUGGUGUAAUUUACUAUAUUAAGCAAAACAAAGGCAGGGGGGCGGUGCAAAAUCAACUUCAGGAGAAUCCUAUAAAAUACACAUCCGAUAGUCAGACUGAGGCUGUUAAUGGCGUGUCCAAUUAAAAGACUGAGACUGCCACUGAAACGCCACUGUAGCAGUAUUUAUUAUUUUAUUUUUCUUGAAAGGGACAGUGAAGAGACAUUGGGAAAUGAAGAAAUAAGGAUCAAACUCACUCAAACGGUAGUCCACGUUUUUUUUCAGUUACAUAAACAUUCCUUCCAAAAAGCCAGUUAAGCAGUAAACCAGCAAUAAACUAAGAAACAAAACAAGUUACCAGCAGCAGAACAGCGAGUGCUUGAGGUUUUUGAGUACGUAAAGUAGG
Messenger RNA from Onychostoma macrolepis, 2883 nucleotides. RefSeq lists its product as uncharacterized. The record is from RefSeq and is a predicted model, not a curated record. Lineage: Eukaryota; Metazoa; Chordata; Actinopteri; Cypriniformes; Cyprinidae. The transcript is spliced from 10 exons. The coding region runs from base 1805 to 2623 and encodes 272 amino acids.